This is a messenger RNA of Silurus meridionalis, 864 nucleotides long. It is a transcript of the gene fkbp2, whose product is annotated as FKBP prolyl isomerase 2. Gene Ontology annotation, molecular function: peptidyl-prolyl cis-trans isomerase activity. Bases 89 to 505 code for a protein of 138 amino acids. The transcript has 6 exons. Lineage: Eukaryota; Metazoa; Chordata; Actinopteri; Siluriformes; Siluridae. Gene Ontology annotation, biological process: protein peptidyl-prolyl isomerization. The record is from RefSeq and is a predicted model, not a curated record.
AUGGCUGGCUUCACAACAGAGUUCGCCACUUCCCUCUGUGGUGUAAGGAAACUGAUCGGAAGACUGAGGUUUCAUCCCUAUUACAGAUAUGAGGCUGUAUUUGUUUCUAGUCUUGACCCUGAUGAGCCUUCUCACAGAGGUGGUCUACGGUGCUGACAAGAAGAAGCUCCAAAUCGGGAUAAAGAAGAGAGUGGAAAACUGCCCCAUCAAGUCCCGGAAAGGGGACGUACUGAACAUGCAUUACACUGGAAAGCUGGAGGACGGGACCGAAUUUGACAGCAGCAUACCGAGGAAUCAGCCGUUCACCUUCACCCUGGGGACCGGGCAGGUGAUAAAAGGCUGGGACCAGGGACUGCUAGGUAUGUGUGAGGGAGAGAAGAGGAAGCUGGUCAUCCCGUCCGAGCUUGGGUAUGGAGAGCGUGGCGCACCACCCAAAAUCCCAGGUGGCGCCACUCUCAUCUUCGAGGUCGAACUGUUGAGCAUUGAAAGAAGGUCUGAUUUAUAGUGCACAAAACCCGAAGCCCUGAAUUUAGACCGUACCUGCACUGAAGAUAGCCGCUCGCUGCUGCUGCUCUGGAGAUGAGAAUCAGGAACCAGAUUUUUUUUGUUUUUGUUUUUUCAAAGAAAAAAAAUCCCACAUUAAAUAAAAUUUGACCUAUGAUAUAAAUAAUCGUUGUAGCCGGGUGUUUUCAGCACCAUUCUUUAUUUUCUUAACAAUCUUACUACACACACUUGGAUGUGAGAGUGCAUACAGUACAGGAUUUCAUUCCAGCACACAGGGAUUGCGUUUACUUCUUUACUGUCUAAAAAAACGUUUGGAGUUUAAAUUGUUGAGUCGAAUAAAAAUUUUAUGUACAAAAAAAA